Closterium sp. Naga37s-1 is the source of this 795-nucleotide messenger RNA. NCBI's taxonomy places the organism in Eukaryota, Viridiplantae, Streptophyta, Zygnematophyceae, Desmidiales, Closteriaceae. The record is from the annotation of a GenBank genome assembly.
AUGCAGAAGCUCGACAGUGUUGCUGCUCAGUCCAAGGCUGCGGAACAAGUCGAAGGGGCGAUUGUCAUCAUGCGAGCACAGUCCAAGGCAGCGGAACAAGUCGAAGGUGCAAUUGUGAUCAUGCGAGCACAGGUGGACGUGCUUCAAUCCGAGCUGGCAGCGGCGAAGCAGACGGCCGAGGCUGCAAGCGAGCGGUCCUCCUUCCUGCUGCGCCAGAUGGAAUUGAUUAAGUCCCGCCAGCAGCAGAAGCUGGAUGCUGCUGUUGCCGAGGCGGUUUCGGCUGAGCAGAAGAAGGCUGGUGCUGCUAGUCCUGUUGCUUCUAACGCAGAGGCUAUUAUGGAGGCGGCGGUUGAGAAGCUGCAGAGGCAGCUCGCGGAGGCUCGGGCCGAGGCUGAGGCAGCUUCGGAGAACGUGUCAAAGCUGGAGGGGAGGGUUGGGCAGUUGCAGGCGAAGGAGAAGGAGGCGAAGGUGCUGCUGGGGCGGGCAGAUGAAAAGAUUUCGGACCUGUUUGUGCAGCUGUCGGCUGCCCGGGAAAAGGAGAAGGUGGAGGCGAAGGCUCUCAUGAAGGCUCGGGUGGAGCUUGGGGAACUUUCUGGGAAGGUUACGAAGCUGGAGGUGGAGUUAAAGGAGAAAGAAGCUAUGGUGGGAGGCGUGGGGAUGGGCGUUGGUGCUGCUGCUACUAAGAUGGUGGUUGACUUGUCUAAGGGAGCGAAAGAGCUUCACAGCAGUAGGCUUCAGGAUCAGGUCGCCCGCCUGGGGCCGACUAUGACUGACCAGCAUGCUGCAGCGCAGUAG